AUGGGUUUAGAUUGGACAUCAAGAACAAAUACAUCUGGUUUCACAGGUAGAAGCCUUAGAGUUGCUGUCACAGUAACAGCUACUUUAGGUUUCUCAUUAUUCGGUUAUGAUCAAGGUCUUAUGUCUGGUUUGAUUACUGGUCCACAAUUUAACUAUGAAUUCCCAGCUACUAAAGAUCAUGCUGUUAAUCAAGGUGCUGUUACUGCUUGUUAUGAAAUUGGUUGUUUCUUUGGUGCUUUAUUUGCGAUGUUAAGAGGUGAUAAAAUCGGUAGAAGACCGUUAAUUAUCCUUGGUGCUUUCAUUAUUAUCAUUGGUACUAUUAUCUCAGUUACUCCAUACAGACAUGCUUGGGGUACUGGUCAAUUCGUUAUUGGUAGAGUUGUCACAGGUCUUGGUAAUGGUUUGAAUACUGCAACUAUUCCAGUUUGGCAAUCAGAAAUGUCAAAACCUGAAAAGAGAGGUAUGUUAGUCAACUUGGAAGGUUCAGUUAUUGCCAUUGGUACUUUUGUUGCUUACUGGGUUGAUUUUGGUAUGUCAUAUGUUGAUGAUUCAUCCCAAUGGAGAUUCCCAGUCGCUUUCCAAAUUUUCUUUGCAGUCUUUGUUAUGAUCUUCGCUCUUCAUUUACCAGAAUCACCAAGAUGGUUAUUAGGUAAAGGUAGAAGAGAUGAAGCUGUCUACAUUUUAGCUGCUUUGAAUGGUGUUGGUAUGGAUGACGUUGGUGUUCAAGAAGAAGCUACUGCUAUUCAAGAUGGUGUUGAAAAAGUCUCCAGAAACCAAGCCUCAUUAAAAGAUGUUUUCACUGGUGGUAAAACUCAACAUUUCAGAAGAAUGUUGAUUGGUUCUUCUACUCAAUUCUUUCAACAAUUUACAGGUUGUAACGCUGCUAUUUAUUACUCCACUGUCUUAUUUGAACAAACUAUUAAUUUAGAAAAGAGAUUGGCAUUGAUUUUAGGUGGUGUUUUCGCUACCAUUUAUGCUUUAGCUACUAUUCCAUCAUUCUUCUUGAUUGAAAGAUUAGGUAGAAGAAACUUAUUUUUAGUUGGUGCAAUUGGUCAAGGUUGUUCAUUUAUGAUUACUUUUGGUUGUUUAGUUAAAGAUACCAAAGAAAAUGCUAAGGGUGCUGCUGUUGGUUUAUUCUUAUUCAUCAUUUUCUUUGCCUUCACUAUUUUACCAUUACCAUGGGUUUAUCCACCAGAAAUCAAUCCUUUGAGAACAAGAACUGUUGCUUCAGCUAUUUCUACAUGUACCAAUUGGUUGACAAAUUUCGCUGUUGUCAUGUUCACACCAAUCUUUAUUAAAGAUGCCGGUUGGGGUUGUUAUUUAUUCUUUGCAUGUAUGAACUUCCUUUUCGUUCCAAUCAUUUUCUUUUAUUACCCAGAAACAGCUGGUCGUUCAUUAGAAGAAGUUGAUAUUUUAUUUGCUAAAGCUCACGUUGAAAAACAAUUCGUCUGGAGAGUUGCACAAACUAUGCCUAGAAUGAACCACAGAGAAGUUGAAAAAGCAGCUAUUGAAUUAGGUUUAUUUGAUGAAAUCGAAUUUGAAAAUGAUGGUUUCGAUGAUAAAGCUUCUGCUGAUAUCCCAGAUGCUGCUGAAAAAGAAGGUACUUCAGGAUCUGAUACCCCAAGCUCACAAGAUAACAACAAUGGUUUAUUAAGUAAAAAAGGUGACGAUAAUGCUUAG
Molecule: messenger RNA, 1680 nt
Organism: Hansenula ciferrii
Lineage: Eukaryota; Fungi; Ascomycota; Saccharomycetes; Phaffomycetales; Wickerhamomycetaceae
Gene: STL2
Product: Sugar transporter
Exons: 1
Coding region: 1-1680 (559 amino acids)
Biological process (GO): carbohydrate transport; transmembrane transport
Cellular component (GO): membrane
Molecular function (GO): carbohydrate:proton symporter activity
Source: RefSeq, a predicted model, not a curated record